AUGAGGGCAUUUACCAGAGUAGUAUGGCGCUAUCGCAGUCUGUUCAUUAUCAUUCUCACACCACUAUUAUUGCUACCGCUUCCCCUAGUCAUCAACACAAAGGUGGCUCAAUGUGCAUUUACGCUGGUGCUGAUGGCAGUGUUCUGGAUGACGGAGGCAUUGCCUCUGGCUGUAACGGCCCUUCUUCCGGCAUUUCUCUUCCCUCUCUUUGGAAUUAUGAAGUCCUCAGUGGUCGCAACAAUGUAUUUUAAAGAUUUCCACUUACUCCUGCUUGGGAUUAUCUGUCUCGCAACCUCAACUGAGAAGUGGGGUUUACACUGGCGAAUUGCUCUCGGGCUGGUCAUAGUGGUUGGAGUAAACCCUGGCAUGUUGAUGCUGGGCUUCAUGGUAGGCUGUGCUUUCCUCUCCAUGUGGCUGAGCAACACCUGCACAGUGGCCAUGGUGAUGCCGAUAGUAGAGGCUGUGAUGCAGCAGGUCAUGAAUGCAAAGGACCAGGUUAGCAGCCAGAAGGAUAUAGCAGUGAACGGCAUCUGCAAUCUUGCAGUCCAGCUGGAAGGAGAUGCUGAGAAAGAGUGCGAAAGAGAUGCCAAAGAUCAGAACAGCACAGGGGCAGUGCUUCAGGAAAUUAUUACUGAGGAGGAUCACCCCACAGAGGCUCUGCCAAGUCCUCCAUUACACUCAAACUACAGAACACAUCAAGACCAAUUGAUGUGUAAAAGUUUAUCUCUGUCCAUUGCCUACUCUGCAAAUAUCGGUGGACUGGCAACUCUGCCUGGAACAUCUUCAAAUCUUGUGUUUGCUGAAUAUAUUCAUCAAUUUUACCCAGAAUGCAAGUCCGUCAAUUUUGGAAACUGGUUUAUUUUCUGUCUGCCUGUCUGCAUUAUUAUCCUGAUUUUGGCUUGGAUAUGGCUACAUUGGCUGUUUUUGGACUCUAAUUUCUGCUCCACACUGUGCUCCAGAAGGCAUCAGUCUGAGAGAGACAUUGCAGUAUCCAAGCAUAUCAAAGAACAAUACAAUGCACUGGGGAGCAUGAGCCAAGAGGAGAUGAUCACCCUUGUUAUUUUCGUACUGAUGGCAGUGCUGUGGUUCACGAGAGAGCCGGGCUUCAUGCCAGGCUGGGCAUCUCUAUUUCCUGACUAUCCAGGAUAUGCAACUGAUGCUACUGUGGCUCUCCUUCUAGGAAUGUUGUUCUUCAUCAUCCCUGCUAAGAGGUCCACUGCAGAUAACUAUGAUGCGAUGAUAUCAUGGAAGGAAUUCCAAGCCUGUAUGCCGUGGGAGAGCUGUCUGCUUGUGGGAGGGGGUUUUGCAUUAGCAGAGGGCACCAAGGUAUCUGGUUUAUCCACUUGGAUUGCAGAACUGAUGAGCCCAUUGGGGAAUCUUCCUACACUGGUCAUUGUCACCACUGCCUGUCUGAUUGUCACGUCCAUUACAGAAGUGGCUAGUAAUGCAGCCACAAUCACCAUCUUCCUACCCAUACUUGCUUCGUUGGCUGAAGCCAUCAGCAUCAACCCCCUCUACAUGCUGAUACCAGCAACUGUUAGUGUGUCAUUCUCGUUCUUGUUUCCCAUUUCUAAUCCUCCAAAUGCCAUUGUCUUUGCAUAUGGGCAUAUAAAAACCAUCGAUAUGGUCAAAGCAGGACUGGGCUUGAAUGUCAUUGGUGUCCUUUCAGUGCUGUUGGCUAUCAGUACGUGGGGAAGACCAAUCUUUGAUCUGGAUACUUAUCCAGACUGGGCGCCAGUCUAUGACAUGACAAACACAACUCAGUUCUAA
Neoarius graeffei (lesser salmon catfish) is the source of this 1770-nucleotide messenger RNA. It is a transcript of the gene slc13a1, whose product is annotated as solute carrier family 13 member 1. The coding region runs from base 1 to 1770 and encodes 589 amino acids. Gene Ontology annotation, biological process: monoatomic anion transmembrane transport. Gene Ontology annotation, cellular component: membrane. Gene Ontology annotation, molecular function: sodium:sulfate symporter activity. The record is from RefSeq and is a predicted model, not a curated record. Lineage: Eukaryota; Metazoa; Chordata; Actinopteri; Siluriformes; Ariidae. The transcript is spliced from 15 exons.